AUGGGAAUCAAAGGCGCCAGGAUAUUAGCAUACUUUCCUACGCCAUCAAUAAGCCAUCAAGUAGUAUUUCGUCAACUCACACAGGCACUAGUAGCACGUGGGCAUGAGGUAACAGUCGUUACCCCCGACCCAGUCUAUCCAAAGGGAAAGUCUCCAGCCAAUUUGAGAGAAAUUGACGUCCAUGACAUAUCAUACGAACUAUGGGAUGGCGUUUUAAAAUAUCACAGAGGAAACAAACAAGAUAUUUUGCUUCAAGUGAGAGCAAUUUUUGAAAAAUUCACAACAAUUUUAGACGCGCAAUUACAAACACCGGAAGUGAAAGAAAUAUUUCUUAAGGACAUAGAUCAUUAUGACUUACUACUACUUGAAGCAUGUAACCGGGCAGUUCUGGGAUUUUCUCAUAUAUUUAAUGCACCAGUGAUUACUAUUAGUUCUUUUGGAGCUGUUCCGAUUCAAUACAGUAUUAUGGGUGCUCCUGUACAUCCAUUAUUGUACCCAACAGCUGGAAGUCUGAGGCUAUAUAACCUUUCACUCUUGGAAAGGGGCAUUCAACUAGUGUCGUACUUUUUAUUUGACUUUUUAAUCAAGGAUACUGAUGAUUAUGAUUAUAGGGUAAUGCAGAAAAACUUUGGUGAAAAUGUUCCUACGUACUAUGAAUUGACCAAAAAUAUUCAAAUUAUGUUUCUAAACGAACACCCGUUCUGGGCUGAUAACCAUCCUGUGCCUCCCAGCAUUAUCUAUAUUGGUGGUAUACAUCAAAUAAAGGAAAACGAACUACGUGAUGAUCUCAAAAACUUUUUAGAUUCCUCAAAGCAUGGGAUUAUUUACGUUAGUUUUGGCACCAAUGUUUUACCAUCAUUUCUUCCUCCGGAAAAGAUUGAAGUUAUGACAAAAGUUUUUUCUGAAUUACCUUAUGACGUCUUAUGGAAAUACGAUAAAGAUGUUUUACCUGGACAGGCGAAAAAUAUUAAAUUAUCAAAAUGGUUUCCUCAACCGGAUAUUUUAAAACAUCCAAAUGUAAAAUUAUUCAUAACCCAGGGAGGAUUGCAGUCUUCUGAUGAAGCUAUCGACGCUGCUGUGCCCGUAAUUGGUAUCCCGAUGUUAGUAGAUCAAUGGUACAAUGUUGAGAAAUAUGUUUAUCAUAAUAUUGGCCUGCAAUUAGAUAUUACGACUUUAACAGAACAAGAGUUUAAAGAUUCUAUUGAAAAAGUGAUCAACGAUAAAAGCUUCAAGAAUAAUAUUACAAGACUUCGGACAGUUAUGAGAGAAUAUCCCAUUAAACCUCUGGAUCUUGCCGUUUGGUGGACAGAACAUGUAAUUAAAUACGGCGGGAGUCAUCUUAAAUCACCAGCAGCUAACAUGUCAGUGGUUGAAUACUAUGAAGUCAAACUAGUGCUUCUUAUUCUGAUAACAUUUCUAGCUGUCUUUAUUUUAUUAGCUUGGCUUAUUAAAUCGAGCUAUAAAUUGAUCUGUUAUGUAUGUAGAACAAGCAUAAAGUUAAAAAUACAUUAG
Messenger RNA from Maniola jurtina (meadow brown), 1512 nucleotides. RefSeq names its product UDP-glucosyltransferase 2-like. The record is from RefSeq and is a predicted model, not a curated record. Lineage: Eukaryota; Metazoa; Arthropoda; Insecta; Lepidoptera; Nymphalidae. Gene Ontology annotation, molecular function: UDP-glycosyltransferase activity. The coding region runs from base 1 to 1512 and encodes 503 amino acids. The transcript has 4 exons.